UCGGUUCGAACUCUCAGAAAAAUGAGAGUAAUAGCCUUCGUGAUCUUGUGCGCUCUUCAGUACGUAUCGUCGGCCGCGCCGCCAGACGACAUCGUGAAUGAGUUAAUAAACAUUUUCUCUGAUGGAAAUGCUUUGCAAAACAAAAAUGUGAGCACGAGUGAUGAAUUUGACGUCGACCAAACUGGAGGUGUAUGGGAGAAAUCGACAACACGCACGAAUUUCGAAAGGCAAGGACAUGCAAGCAGCGACGUGACAGGUGACGACGUCAAAGUCCGAACCAUAAGGAUUGAAGUAGACGCGUCAGGCCAUGAAAGGAUCUUUGAAGAAGACGUGAUUAUAAAGAAAGUACCUGGAAAAGCAUCAAGCUCCAGGGCUUCCAGUUCUGCUGCAAGCGCUAGUGCUAACGCCGCAAGCUCGUCAUACGAGCCACCAAGACCAUCGUAUGGCCAACCAUUGGUACCAUACGGAAAUCAAAGAUCAAACGGUGCAGUGUCCUCGAACGCAGCAGCCGCCAGCGCAGCAGGAGCAGGCAAUCAAGGAGCCGGUUACGGAUCUGGUUUCUACGGCAAUGGUAAAGGAUCUGGUGAACAAAUCGUUGUCAUCAACGGUGGAUCACCUGGCGCUGGUUCAGCAUCUAGUGCAAGUGCAAGCGCAGCUAGUUCUUCCUCCGGAGCCAAUGGAGGUGCAGGAUACUCUUACGGCCAAGAAGCAAAUGCUGCAGCAGCCGCUAUGGCCGCUAAUGCUGCAAAUGCUGCAAACGCCGCUAACGCUGCUGCAGCAGCUGCAAAUGCCGCCGCAGCCGCCGCUAAAUAUGAUAAUGAAUUAAGAGCUUACGGAGAACAAAGCUCUAAUGCAGUUUCUGCCUCAACGUCAUCUGUUUCAAGCGGAUCUGGUGAACAAAUCGUCAUCAUCAACGGUGGAUCAUCCGGUGCUGGUUCAUCAUCUAGCGCAAGUGCUAGUGCAGCUAGUGCUUCUUCCUCAGGACCUAACGGUGGAGCAGGAUACUUUAACCAACAAGAAUCAGAAGCCGCAGCAGCCGCUGCAGCCGCUGCCGCUGCAAACGCCGCCAACGCCGCCAACGCUGCUGCAGCUGCCGCCAACGCCGCAGCCUCUGCUGCUGAAUAUGAUAAUGCUUAUGGACCACUCGGUGGACUCGAUGGACUUGGUUCAGGUUUAGGUUACGGAUCGAACUCUGCCGGUCUUGGUAAUGGACCAUACGGCCGUGGAUUUGGACCAUACGGAAAUCAAGGAUCUAACGGUGCUUCUUCAGCCGCCGCAGCUGCCGCUAGUGCAUCUGGAGCAGGCAAUCAAGGAGCUGGUUACGGUGCUGGAAACGGUGCAGGUGAAAACAUCGUCGUUAUCAAUGCUGGAUCAUCUGGCGCCGGAUCGGGCUCCGCCGCAUCUGCUAGUGCAGCAAGCGCUGGUUCCGCUGGUGGUAACAGUGGUUCAGGACUAUCAGGACUCGGAUACGGACAACAAUACGGAGCCGGUGGUGCUGGAUCUGCCGCUGCUUCCGCUGCCGCUUCUGCUGCUGGUUACGAAAAUGGAAUUGGCGCACUCGGCGUCCAAGGAGUUGGAUCGGGACUCGGAUACGGAGGCAGUUCGGCAGCCGCCGCCGCCGCCGCCGCCGCUGAAGCAGCCUCUGCAUCUGGUUCGGGCUACGGACCAUACGGCUCAGCAUUCGGACCAUACGGAAAUCAAGGAUCUAACGGUGCAUCUUCCGCCGCCGCAGCUGCCGCAAGCGCAUCUGGCCCAGGCAACCAAGGAGCCGGCUACGGAUCUGGUCUCUACGGCAACGGAAACGGAUCUGGUGAACAAAUCGUCGUCAUCAACGCUGGAUCAUCCGGUGCUGGUUCAUCAUCUAGCGCAAGUGCUAGUGCAGCUAGUGCUUCUUCCUCAGGACCUAACGGUGGAGCAGGAUACUUUAACCAACAAGAAUCAGAAGCCGCAGCAGCCGCUGCAGCCGCUGCCGCCGCAAACGCCGCCAACGCCGCCAACGCUGCUGCAGCUGCCGCCAACGCCGCAGCCUCUGCUGCUGAAUAUGAUAAUGCUUAUGGACCACUCGGUGGACUCGAUGGACUUGGUUCAGGUUUAGGUUACGGAUCGAACUCGGCCGGUCUUGGUAAUGGACCAUACGGCCGUGGAUUUGGACCAUACGGAAAUCAAGGAUCUAACGGUGCUUCUUCAGCCGCCGCAGCUGCCGCUAGUGCAUCUGGAGCAGGCAAUCAAGGAGCUGGUUACGGUGCUGGAAACGGUGCAGGUGAAAACAUCGUCGUUAUCAAUGCUGGAUCAUCUGGCGCCGGAUCGGGCUCCGCCGCAUCUGCUAGUGCAGCAAGCGCUGGUUCCGCUGGUGGUAACAGUGGUUCAGGACUAUCAGGACUCGGAUACGGACAACAAUACGGAGCCGGUGGUGCUGGAUCUGCCGCUGCUUCCGCUGCCGCUUCUGCUGCUGGUUACGAAAAUGGAAUUGGCGCACUCGGCGUCCAAGGAGUUGGAUCGGGACUCGGAUACGGAGGCAAUUCGGCAGCCGCCGCCGCCGCCGCCGCCGCUGAAGCAGCCUCUGCAUCUGGUUCGGGCUACGGACCAUACGGCUCAGCAUUCGGACCAUACGGAAAUCAAGGAUCUAACGGUGCAUCUUCCGCCGCCGCAGCUGCCGCAAGCGCAUCUGGCCCAGGCAACCAAGGAGCCGGCUACGGAUCUGGUCUCUACGGCAACGGAAACGGAUCUGGUGAACAAAUCGUCGUCAUCAACGCUGGAUCAUCCGGUGCUGGUUCAUCAUCUAGCGCAAGUGCUAGUGCAGCUAGUGCUUCUUCCUCAGGACCUAACGGUGGAGCAGGAUACUUUAACCAACAAGAAUCAGAAGCCGCAGCAGCCGCUGCAGCCGCUGCCGCCGCAAACGCCGCCAACGCCGCCAACGCUGCUGCAGCUGCCGCCAACGCCGCAGCCUCUGCUGCUGAAUAUGAUAAUGCUUAUGGACCACUCGGUGGACUCGAUGGACUUGGUUCAGGUUUAGGUUACGGAUCGAACUCUGCCGGUCUUGGUAAUGGACCAUACGGCCGUGGAUUUGGACCAUACGGAAAUCAAGGAUCUAACGGUGCUUCUUCAGCCGCCGCAGCUGCCGCUAGUGCAUCUGGAGCAGGCAAUCAAGGAGCUGGUUACGGUGCUGGAAACGGUGCAGGUGAAAACAUCGUCGUUAUCAAUGCUGGAUCAUCUGGCGCCGGAUCGGGCUCCGCCGCAUCUGCUAGUGCAGCAAGCGCUGGUUCCGCUGGUGGUAACAGUGGUUCAGGACUAUCAGGACUCGGAUACGGACAACAAUACGGAGCCGGUGGUGCUGGAUCUGCCGCUGCUUCCGCUGCCGCUUCUGCUGCUGGUUACGAAAAUGGAAUUGGCGCACUCGGCGUCCAAGGAGUUGGAUCGGGACUCGGAUACGGAGGCAAUUCGGCAGCCGCCGCCGCCGCCGCCGCCGCUGAAGCAGCCUCUGCAUCUGGUUCGGGCUACGGACCAUACGGCUCAGCAUUCGGACCAUACGGAAAUCAAGGAUCUAACGGUGCAUCUUCCGCCGCCGCAGCUGCCGCAAGCGCAUCUGGCCCAGGCAACCAAGGAGCCGGCUACGGAUCUGGUCUCUACGGCAACGGAAACGGAUCUGGUGAACAAAUCGUCGUCAUCAACGCUGGAUCAUCCGGUGCUGGUUCAUCAUCUAGCGCAAGUGCUAGUGCAGCUAGUGCUUCUUCCUCAGGACCUAACGGUGGAGCAGGAUACUUUAACCAACAAGAAUCAGAAGCCGCAGCAGCCGCUGCAGCCGCUGCCGCCGCAAACGCCGCCAACGCCGCCAACGCUGCUGCAGCUGCCGCCAACGCCGCAGCCUCUGCUGCUGAAUAUGAUAAUGCUUAUGGACCACUCGGUGGACUCGAUGGACUUGGUUCAGGUUUAGGUUACGGAUCGAACUCUGCCGGUCUUGGUAAUGGACCAUACGGCCGUGGAUUUGGACCAUACGGAAAUCAAGGAUCUAACGGUGCUUCUUCAGCCGCCGCAGCUGCCGCUAGUGCAUCUGGAGCAGGCAAUCAAGGAGCUGGUUACGGUGCUGGAAACGGUGCAGGUGAAAACAUCGUCGUUAUCAAUGCUGGAUCAUCUGGCGCCGGAUCGGGCUCCGCCGCAUCUGCUAGUGCAGCAAGCGCUGGUUCCGCUGGUGGUAACAGUGGUUCAGGACUAUCAGGACUCGGAUACGGACAACAAUACGGAGCCGGUGGUGCUGGAUCUGCCGCUGCUUCCGCUGCCGCUUCUGCUGCUGGUUACGAAAAUGGAAUUGGCGCACUCGGCGUCCAAGGAGUUGGAUCGGGACUCGGAUACGGAGGCAAUUCGGCAGCCGCCGCCGCCGCCGCCGCCGCUGAAGCAGCCUCUGCAUCUGGUUCGGGCUACGGACCAUACGGCUCAGCAUUCGGACCAUACGGAAAUCAAGGAUCUAACGGUGCAUCUUCCGCCGCCGCAGCUGCCGCAAGCGCAUCGGCCCAGGCAACCAAGGAGCCGGCUACGGAUCGCUCCGCCGCAUCUGCUAGUGCAGCAAGCGCUGGUUCCGCUGGUGGUAACAGUGGUUCAGGACUAUCAGGACUCGGAUACGGACAACAAUACGGAGCCGGUGGUGCUGGAUCUGCCGCUGCUUCCGCUGCCGCUUCUGCUGCUGGUUACGAAAAUGGAAUUGGCGCACUCGGCGUCCAAGGAGUUGGAUCGGGACUCGGAUACGGAGGCAAUUCGGCAGCCGCCGCCGCCGCCGCCGCCGCUGAAGCAGCCUCUGCAUCUGGUUCGGGCUACGGACCAUACGGCUCAGCAUUCGGACCAUACGGAAAUCAAGGAUCUAACGGUGCAUCUUCCGCCGCCGCAGCUGCCGCAAGCGCAUCUGGCCCAGGCAACCAAGGAGCCGGCUACGGAUCUGGUCUCUACGGCAACGGAAACGGAUCUGGUGAACAAAUCGUCGUCAUCAACGCUGGAUCAUCCGGUGCUGGUUCAUCAUCUAGCGCAAGUGCUAGUGCAGCUAGUGCUUCUUCCUCAGGACCUAACGGUGGAGCAGGAUACUUUAACCAACAAGAAUCAGAAGCCGCAGCAGCCGCUGCAGCCGCUGCCGCCGCAAACGCCGCCAACGCCGCCAACGCUGCUGCAGCUGCCGCCAACGCCGCAGCCUCUGCUGCUGAAUAUGAUAAUGCUUAUGGACCACUCGGUGGACUCGAUGGACUUGGUUCAGGUUUAGGUUACGGAUCGAACUCUGCCGGUCUUGGUAAUGGACCAUACGGCCGUGGAUUUGGACCAUACGGAAAUCAAGGAUCUAACGGUGCUUCUUCAGCCGCCGCAGCUGCCGCUAGUGCAUCUGGAGCAGGCAAUCAAGGAGCUGGUUACGGUGCUGGAAACGGUGCAGGUGAAAACAUCGUCGUUAUCAAUGCUGGAUCAUCUGGCGCCGGAUCGGGCUCCGCCGCAUCUGCUAGUGCAGCAAGCGCUGGUUCCGCUGGUGGUAACAGUGGUUCAGGACUAUCAGGACUCGGAUACGGACAACAAUACGGAGCCGGUGGUGCUGGAUCUGCCGCUGCUUCCGCUGCCGCUUCUGCUGCUGGUUACGAAAAUGGAAUUGGCGCACUCGGCGUCCAAGGAGUUGGAUCGGGACUCGGAUACGGAGGCAAUUCGGCAGCCGCCGCCGCCGCCGCCGCCGCUGAAGCAGCCUCUGCAUCUGGUUCGGGCUACGGACCAUACGGCUCAGCAUUCGGACCAUACGGAAAUCAAGGAUCUAACGGUGCAUCUUCCGCCGCCGCAGCUGCCGCAAGCGCAUCUGGCCCAGGCAACCAAGGAGCCGGCUACGGAUCUGGUCUCUACGGCAACGGAAACGGAUCUGGUGAACAAAUCGUCGUCAUCAACGCUGGAUCAUCCGGUGCUGGUUCAUCAUCUAGCGCAAGUGCUAGUGCAGCUAGUGCUUCUUCCUCAGGACCUAACGGUGGAGCAGGAUACUUUAACCAACAAGAAUCAGAAGCCGCAGCAGCCGCUGCAGCCGCUGCCGCCGCAAACGCCGCCAACGCCGCCAACGCUGCUGCAGCUGCCGCCAACGCCGCAGCCUCUGCUGCUGAAUAUGAUAAUGCUUAUGGACCACUCGGUGGACUCGAUGGACUUGGUUCAGGUUUAGGUUACGGAUCGAACUCUGCCGGUCUUGGUAAUGGACCAUACGGCCGUGGAUUUGGACCAUACGGAAAUCAAGGAUCUAACGGUGCUUCUUCAGCCGCCGCAGCUGCCGCUAGUGCAUCUGGAGCAGGCAAUCAAGGAGCUGGUUACGGUGCUGGAAACGGUGCAGGUGAAAACAUCGUCGUUAUCAAUGCUGGAUCAUCUGGCGCCGGAUCGGGCUCCGCCGCAUCUGCUAGUGCAGCAAGCGCUGGUUCCGCUGGUGGUAACAGUGGUUCAGGACUAUCAGGACUCGGAUACGGACAACAAUACGGAGCCGGUGGUGCUGGAUCUGCCGCUGCUUCCGCUGCCGCUUCUGCUGCUGGUUACGAAAAUGGAAUUGGCGCACUCGGCGUCCAAGGAGUUGGAUCGGGACUCGGAUACGGAGGCAAUUCGGCAGCCGCCGCCGCCGCCGCCGCCGCUGAAGCAGCCUCUGCAUCUGGUUCGGGCUACGGACCAUACGGCUCAGCAUUCGGACCAUACGGAAAUCAAGGAUCUAACGGUGCAUCUUCCGCCGCCGCAGCUGCCGCAAGCGCAUCUGGCCCAGGCAACCAAGGAGCCGGCUACGGAUCUGGUCUCUACGGCAACGGAAACGGAUCUGGUGAACAAAUCGUCGUCAUCAACGCUGGAUCAUCCGGUGCUGGUUCAUCAUCUAGCGCAAGUGCUAGUGCAGCUAGUGCUUCUUCCUCAGGACCUAACGGUGGAGCAGGAUACUUUAACCAACAAGAAUCAGAAGCCGCAGCAGCCGCUGCAGCCGCUGCCGCCGCAAACGCCGCCAACGCCGCCAACGCUGCUGCAGCUGCCGCCAACGCCGCAGCCUCUGCUGCUGAAUAUGAUAAUGCUUAUGGACCACUCGGUGGACUCGAUGGACUUGGUUCAGGUUUAGGUUACGGAUCGAACUCUGCCGGUCUUGGUAAUGGACCAUACGGCCGUGGAUUUGGACCAUACGGAAAUCAAGGAUCUAACGGUGCUUCUUCAGCCGCCGCAGCUGCCGCUAGUGCAUCUGGAGCAGGCAAUCAAGGAGCUGGUUACGGUGCUGGAAACGGUGCAGGUGAAAACAUCGUCGUUAUCAAUGCUGGAUCAUCUGGCGCCGGAUCGGGCUCCGCCGCAUCUGCUAGUGCAGCAAGCGCUGGUUCCGCUGGUGGUAACAGUGGUUCAGGACUAUCAGGACUCGGAUACGGACAACAAUACGGAGCCGGUGGUGCUGGAUCUGCCGCUGCUUCCGCUGCCGCUUCUGCUGCUGGUUACGAAAAUGGAAUUGGCGCACUCGGCGUCCAAGGAGUUGGAUCGGGACUCGGAUACGGAGGCAAUUCGGCAGCCGCCGCCGCCGCCGCCGCCGCUGAAGCAGCCUCUGCAUCUGGUUCGGGCUACGGACCAUACGGCUCAGCAUUCGGACCAUACGGAAAUCAAGGAUCUAACGGUGCAUCUUCCGCCGCCGCAGCUGCCGCAAGCGCAUCCGGCCCAGGCAACCAAGGAGCCGGCUACGGAUCUGGUCUCUACGGCAACGGAAACGGAUCUGGUGAACAAAUCGUCGUCAUCAACGCUGGAUCAUCCGGUGCUGGUUCAUCAUCUAGCGCAAGUGCUAGUGCAGCUAGUGCUUCUUCCUCAGGACCUAACGGUGGAGCAGGAUACUUUAACCAACAAGAAUCAGAAGCCGCAGCAGCCGCUGCAGCCGCUGCCGCCGCAAACGCCGCCAACGCCGCCAACGCUGCUGCAGCUGCCGCCAACGCCGCAGCCUCUGCUGCUGAAUAUGAUAAUGCUUAUGGACCACUCGGUGGACUCGAUGGACUUGGUUCAGGUUUAGGUUACGGAUCGAACUCUGCCGGUCUUGGUAAUGGACCAUACGGCCGUGGAUUUGGACCAUACGGAAAUCAAGGAUCUAACGGUGCUUCUUCAGCCGCCGCAGCUGCCGCUAGUGCAUCUGGAGCAGGCAAUCAAGGAGCUGGUUACGGUGCUGGAAACGGUGCAGGUGAAAACAUCGUCGUUAUCAAUGCUGGAUCAUCUGGCGCCGGAUCGGGCUCCGCCGCAUCUGCUAGUGCAGCAAGCGCUGGUUCCGCUGGUGGUAACAGUGGUUCAGGACUAUCAGGACUCGGAUACGGACAACAAUACGGAGCCGGUGGUGCUGGAUCUGCCGCUGCUUCCGCUGCCGCUUCUGCUGCUGGUUACGAAAAUGGAAUUGGCGCACUCGGCGUCCAAGGAGUUGGAUCGGGACUCGGAUACGGAGGCAAUUCGGCAGCCGCCGCCGCCGCCGCCGCCGCUGAAGCAGCCUCUGCAUCUGGUUCGGGCUACGGACCAUACGGCUCAGCAUUCGGACCAUACGGAAAUCAAGGAUCUAACGGUGCAUCUUCCGCCGCCGCAGCUGCCGCAAGCGCAUCUGGCCCAGGCAACCAAGGAGCCGGCUACGGAUCUGGUCUCUACGGCAACGGAAACGGAUCUGGUGAACAAAUCGUCGUCAUCAACGCUGGAUCAUCCGGUGCUGGUUCAUCAUCUAGCGCAAGUGCUAGUGCAGCUAGUGCUUCUUCCUCAGGACCUAACGGUGGAGCAGGAUACUUUAACCAACAAGAAUCAGAAGCCGCAGCAGCCGCUGCAGCCGCUGCCGCCGCAAACGCCGCCAACGCCGCCAACGCUGCUGCAGCUGCCGCCAACGCCGCAGCCUCUGCUGCUGAAUAUGAUAAUGCUUAUGGACCACUCGGUGGACUCGAUGGACUUGGUUCAGGUUUAGGUUACGGAUCGAACUCUGCCGGUCUUGGUAAUGGACCAUACGGCCGUGGAUUUGGACCAUACGGAAAUCAAGGAUCUAACGGUGCUUCUUCAGCCGCCGCAGCUGCCGCUAGUGCAUCUGGAGCAGGCAAUCAAGGAGCUGGUUACGGUGCUGGAAACGGUGCAGGUGAAAACAUCGUCGUUAUCAAUGCUGGAUCAUCUGGCGCCGGAUCGGGCUCCGCCGCAUCUGCUAGUGCAGCAAGCGCUGGUUCCGCUGGUGGUAACAGUGGUUCAGGACUAUCAGGACUCGGAUACGGACAACAAUACGGAGCCGGUGGUGCUGGAUCUGCCGCUGCUUCCGCUGCCGCUUCUGCUGCUGGUUACGAAAAUGGAAUUGGCGCACUCGGCGUCCAAGGAGUUGGAUCGGGACUCGGAUACGGAGGCAAUUCGGCAGCCGCCGCCGCCGCCGCCGCCGCUGAAGCAGCCUCUGCAUCUGGUUCGGGCUACGGACCAUACGGCUCAGCAUUCGGACCAUACGGAAAUCAAGGAUCUAACGGUGCAUCUUCCGCCGCCGCAGCUGCCGCAAGCGCAUCUGGCCCAGGCAACCAAGGAGCCGGCUACGGAUCUGGUCUCUACGGCAACGGAAACGGAUCUGGUGAACAAAUCGUCGUCAUCAACGCUGGAUCAUCCGGUGCUGGUUCAUCAUCUAGCGCAAGUGCUAGUGCAGCUAGUGCUUCUUCCUCAGGACCUAACGGUGGAGCAGGAUACUUUAACCAACAAGAAUCAGAAGCCGCAGCAGCCGCUGCAGCCGCUGCCGCCGCAAACGCCGCCAACGCCGCCAACGCUGCUGCAGCUGCCGCCAACGCCGCAGCCUCUGCUGCUGAAUAUGAUAAUGCUUAUGGACCACUCGGUGGACUCGAUGGACUUGGUUCAGGUUUAGGUUACGGAUCGAACUCUGCCGGUCUUGGUAAUGGACCAUACGGCCGUGGAUUUGGACCAUACGGAAAUCAAGGAUCUAACGGUGCUUCUUCAGCCGCCGCAGCUGCCGCUAGUGCAUCUGGAGCAGGCAAUCAAGGAGCUGGUUACGGUGCUGGAAACGGUGCAGGUGAAAACAUCGUCGUUAUCAAUGCUGGAUCAUCUGGCGCCGGAUCGGGCUCCGCCGCAUCUGCUAGUGCAGCAAGCGCUGGUUCCGCUGGUGGUAACAGUGGUUCAGGACUAUCAGGACUCGGAUACGGACAACAAUACGGAGCCGGUGGUGCUGGAUCUGCCGCUGCUUCCGCUGCCGCUUCUGCUGCUGGUUACGAAAAUGGAAUUGGCGCACUCGGCGUCCAAGGAGUUGGAUCGGGACUCGGAUACGGAGGCAAUUCGGCAGCCGCCGCCGCCGCCGCCGCCGCUGAAGCAGCCUCUGCAUCUGGUUCGGGCUACGGACCAUACGGCUCAGCAUUCGGACCAUACGGAAAUCAAGGAUCUAACGGUGCAUCUUCCGCCGCCGCAGCUGCCGCAAGCGCAUCUGGCCCAGGCAACCAAGGAGCCGGCUACGGAUCUGGUCUCUACGGCAACGGAAACGGAUCUGGUGAACAAAUCGUCGUCAUCAACGCUGGAUCAUCCGGUGCUGGUUCAUCAUCUAGCGCAAGUGCUAGUGCAGCUAGUGCUUCUUCCUCAGGACCUAACGGUGGAGCAGGAUACUUUAACCAACAAGAAUCAGAAGCCGCAGCAGCCGCUGCAGCCGCUGCCGCCGCAAACGCCGCCAACGCCGCCAACGCUGCUGCAGCUGCCGCCAACGCCGCAGCCUCUGCUGCUGAAUAUGAUAAUGCUUAUGGACCACUCGGUGGACUCGAUGGACUUGGUUCAGGUUUAGGUUACGGAUCGAACUCUGCCGGUCUUGGUAAUGGACCAUACGGCCGUGGAUUUGGACCAUACGGAAAUCAAGGAUCUAACGGUGCUUCUUCAGCCGCCGCAGCUGCCGCUAGUGCAUCUGGAGCAGGCAAUCAAGGAGCUGGUUACGGUGCUGGAAACGGUGCAGGUGAAAACAUCGUCGUUAUCAAUGCUGGAUCAUCUGGCGCCGGAUCGGGCUCCGCCGCAUCUGCUAGUGCAGCAAGCGCUGGUUCCGCUGGUGGUAACAGUGGUUCAGGACUAUCAGGACUCGGAUACGGACAACAAUACGGAGCCGGUGGUGCUGGAUCUGCCGCUGCUUCCGCUGCCGCUUCUGCUGCUGGUUACGAAAAUGGAAUUGGCGCACUCGGCGUCCAAGGAGUUGGAUCGGGACUCGGAUACGGAGGCAAUUCGGCAGCCGCCGCCGCCGCCGCCGCCGCUGAAGCAGCCUCUGCAUCUGGUUCGGGCUACGGACCAUACGGCUCAGCAUUCGGACCAUACGGAAAUCAAGGAUCUAACGGUGCAUCUUCCGCCGCCGCAGCUGCCGCAAGCGCAUCUGGCCCAGGCAACCAAGGAGCCGGCUACGGAUCUGGUCUCUACGGCAACGGAAACGGAUCUGGUGAACAAAUCGUCGUCAUCAACGCUGGAUCAUCCGGUGCUGGUUCAUCAUCUAGCGCAAGUGCUAGUGCAGCUAGUGCUUCUUCCUCAGGACCUAACGGUGGAGCAGGAUACUUUAACCAACAAGAAUCAGAAGCCGCAGCAGCCGCUGCAGCCGCUGCCGCCGCAAACGCCGCCAACGCCGCCAACGCUGCUGCAGCUGCCGCCAACGCCGCAGCCUCUGCUGCUGAAUAUGAUAAUGCUUAUGGACCACUCGGUGGACUCGAUGGACUUGGUUCAGGUUUAGGUUACGGAUCGAACUCUGCCGGUCUUGGUAAUGGACCAUACGGCCGUGGAUUUGGACCAUACGGAAAUCAAGGAUCUAACGGUGCUUCUUCAGCCGCCGCAGCUGCCGCUAGUGCAUCUGGAGCAGGCAAUCAAGGAGCUGGUUACGGUGCUGGAAACGGUGCAGGUGAAAACAUCGUCGUUAUCAAUGCUGGAUCAUCUGGCGCCGGAUCGGGCUCCGCCGCAUCUGCUAGUGCAGCAAGCGCUGGUUCCGCUGGUGGUAACAGUGGUUCAGGACUAUCAGGACUCGGAUACGGACAACAAUACGGAGCCGGUGGUGCUGGAUCUGCCGCUGCUUCCGCUGCCGCUUCUGCUGCUGGUUACGAAAAUGGAAUUGGCGCACUCGGCGUCCAAGGAGUUGGAUCGGGACUCGGAUACGGAGGCAGUUCGGCAGCCGCCGCCGCCGCCGCCGCCGCUGAAGCAGCCUCUGCAUCUGGUUCGGGCUACGGACCAUACGGCUCAGCAUUCGGACCAUACGGAAAUCAAGGAUCUAACGGUGCAUCUUCCGCCGCCGCAGCUGCCGCAAGCGCAUCUGGCCCAGGCAACCAAGGAGCCGGCUACGGAUCUGGUCUCUACGGCAACGGAAACGGAUCUGGUGAACAAAUCGUCGUCAUCAACGCUGGAUCAUCCGGUGCUGGUUCAUCAUCUAGCGCAAGUGCUAGUGCAGCUAGUGCUUCUUCCUCAGGACCUAACGGUGGAGCAGGAUACUUUAACCAACAAGAAUCAGAAGCCGCAGCAGCCGCUGCAGCCGCUGCCGCCGCAAACGCCGCCAACGCCGCCAACGCUGCUGCAGCUGCCGCCAACGCCGCAGCCUCUGCUGCUGAAUAUGAUAAUGCUUAUGGACCACUCGGUGGACUCGAUGGACUUGGUUCAGGUUUAGGUUACGGAUCGAACUCUGCCGGUCUUGGUAAUGGACCAUACGGCCGUGGAUUUGGACCAUACGGAAAUCAAGGAUCUAACGGUGCUUCUUCAGCCGCCGCAGCUGCCGCUAGUGCAUCUGGAGCAGGCAAUCAAGGAGCUGGUUACGGUGCUGGAAACGGUGCAGGUGAAAACAUCGUCGUUAUCAAUGCUGGAUCAUCUGGCGCCGGAUCGGGCUCCGCCGCAUCUGCUAGUGCAGCAAGCGCUGGUUCCGCUGGUGGUAACAGUGGUUCAGGACUAUCAGGACUCGGAUACGGACAACAAUACGGAGCCGGUGGUGCUGGAUCUGCCGCUGCUUCCGCUGCCGCUUCUGCUGCUGGUUACGAAAAUGGAAUUGGCGCACUCGGCGUCCAAGGAGUUGGAUCGGGACUCGGAUACGGAGGCAAUUCGGCAGCCGCCGCCGCCGCCGCCGCCGCUGAAGCAGCCUCUGCAUCUGGUUCGGGCUACGGACCAUACGGCUCAGCAUUCGGACCAUACGGAAAUCAAGGAUCUAACGGUGCAUCUUCCGCCGCCGCAGCUGCCGCAAGCGCAUCCGGCCCAGGCAACCAAGGAGCCGGCUACGGAUCUGGUCUCUACGGCAACGGAAACGGAUCUGGUGAACAAAUCGUCGUCAUCAACGCUGGAUCAUCCGGUGCUGGUUCAUCAUCUAGCGCAAGUGCUAGUGCAGCUAGUGCUUCUUCCUCAGGACCUAACGGUGGAGCAGGAUACUUUAACCAACAAGAAUCAGAAGCCGCAGCAGCCGCUGCAGCCGCUGCCGCCGCAAACGCCGCCAACGCCGCCAACGCUGCUGCAGCUGCCGCCAACGCCGCAGCCUCUGCUGCUGAAUAUGAUAAUGCUUAUGGACCACUCGGUGGACUCGAUGGACUUGGUUCAGGUUUAGGUUACGGAUCGAACUCUGCCGGUCUUGGUAAUGGACCAUACGGCCGUGGAUUUGGACCAUACGGAAAUCAAGGAUCUAACGGUGCUUCUUCAGCCGCCGCAGCUGCCGCUAGUGCAUCUGGAGCAGGCAAUCAAGGAGCUGGUUACGGUGCUGGAAACGGUGCAGGUGAAAACAUCGUCGUUAUCAAUGCUGGAUCAUCUGGCGCCGGAUCGGGCUCCGCCGCAUCUGCUAGUGCAGCAAGCGCUGGUUCCGCUGGUGGUAACAGUGGUUCAGGACUAUCAGGACUCGGAUACGGACAACAAUACGGAGCCGGUGGUGCUGGAUCUGCCGCUGCUUCCGCUGCCGCUUCUGCUGCUGGUUACGAAAAUGGAAUUGGCGCACUCGGCGUCCAAGGAGUUGGAUCGGGACUCGGAUACGGAGGCAAUUCGGCAGCCGCCGCCGCCGCCGCCGCCGCUGAAGCAGCCUCUGCAUCUGGUUCGGGCUACGGACCAUACGGCUCAGCAUUCGGACCAUACGGAAAUCAAGGAUCUAACGGUGCAUCUUCCGCCGCCGCAGCUGCCGCAAGCGCAUCUGGCCCAGGCAACCAAGGAGCCGGCUACGGAUCUGGUCUCUACGGCAACGGAAACGGAUCUGGUGAACAAAUCGUCGUCAUCAACGCUGGAUCAUCCGGUGCUGGUUCAUCAUCUAGCGCAAGUGCUAGUGCUGCUAGUGCUUCUUCCUCAGGACCUAACGGUGGAGCAGGAUACUUUAACCAACAAGAAUCAGAAGCCGCAGCAGCCGCUGCAGCCGCUGCCGCCGCAAACGCCGCCACCGCCGCCAACGCUGCUGCAGCUGCCGCCAACGCCGCAGCCUCUGCUGCUGAAUAUGAUAAUGUUUACGGACCUGUCGUUGGAUCCGGUUCUUCAGCUUUUGCUUCAGAGGUACAAAGUGACGUUUCCGGACCAUUACCUAAAGUUAUUGUUAUAAACGAUGAUGACUCUGAAAGAUUAUCAUCUUCUCCUCUUGAUAAUGGUCGAAGUGCCGUCAGUAACGGUUUGUCGUCAGGAAACUAUGGACCAAGUUCAUUUGGAGAUAUAGUUGUAAUCAAUGAACUGAAUCCUGGUAUCAACUCCGGUGUCUCUUCCAUAUCUUCUGGUUCUUCCAAGGGAAUUUCAUCUGGACCAGUGAUCGCUUCCAGUGGAAACGCUGGGCUAGUAUCUUCAGCUGCAGUAGCACCUUAUGGCAAUCAAAGACAAUCCUCAAUCAUCAUCAUCAACGAGGACAAUGGCUCUGGUUCAGCAGCCUCAGCAAGUAGCUCUGUCGCAGUUAGUGGCUCGUCCGGUAGAAACGUACAAGGCAGAGGUAGAGUCCGUCAAGGUUGUAGACUACAGCGCAGACAGUUUAUCAUCAAAGUGGGACGACGAGGUGCAGUGUGCCGUAACUGUUAAGUCCUAUUCCACGUUUUGAUGUUCCGUUUAUUAAUUUUUGAUGAAAUAUAAUUUUU
Molecule: messenger RNA, 14984 nt
Organism: Danaus plexippus (monarch butterfly)
Lineage: Eukaryota; Metazoa; Arthropoda; Insecta; Lepidoptera; Nymphalidae
Gene: FIBH
Product: fibroin heavy chain-like
Exons: 3
Coding region: 22-14928 (4968 amino acids)
Source: RefSeq, a predicted model, not a curated record